GCACCUCUGAGGCUGAGCACCGUCUGUUUGAGCGGCUGUUUGAAGAUUACAACGAGAUCAUUCGACCUGUAGCUAAUGUGUCCGACCCAGUCAUCAUCCAGUUUGAAGUGUCCAUGUCUCAGCUGGUGAAGGUGGAUGAAGUAAAUCAGAUUAUGGAGACCAACCUGUGGCUGAAGCAAAUCUGGAAUGACUACAAGCUGAAGUGGAACCCCUCUGACUAUGAUGGGGCAGAGUUCAUGCGUGUCCCUGCACAGAAGAUCUGGAAGCCAGACAUCGUGCUGUACAACAAUGCUGUUGGGGAUUUCCAGGUGGAUGACAAAACCAAAGCCUUACUCAAGUACACAGGAGAAGUGACUUGGAUACCUCCAGCCAUUUUUAAAAGCUCAUGCAAAAUUGAUGUGACCUACUUUCCCUUUGAUUACCAAAACUGCACCAUGAAAUUUGGUUCCUGGUCCUAUGACAAAGCAAAAAUCGACCUGGUCCUGAUUGGCUCCUCCAUGAACCUUAAAGACUAUUGGGAGAGUGGCGAGUGGGCCAUCAUCAAAGCCCCUGGCUACAAACAUGACAUCAAGUACAACUGCUGUGAAGAGAUCUACCCAGACAUCACAUACUCUCUGUACAUCCGGCGCCUGCCCCUGUUCUACACCAUCAACCUCAUCAUCCCCUGCCUGCUCAUCUCCUUCCUGACCGUGCUCGUCUUCUACCUGCCCUCUGACUGUGGGGAGAAGGUGACACUCUGCAUCUCAGUUCUGCUCUCCUUGACCGUGUUUCUCCUAGUGAUCACUGAGACAAUCCCAUCCACCUCUCUGGUCAUUCCCCUGAUUGGCGAGUACCUCCUGUUCACCAUGAUUUUUGUAACCUUGUCCAUCGUCAUCACCGUCUUUGUACUCAACGUGCACUACAGAACCCCAACCACACACACGAUGCCCAUGUGGGUGAAGACCAUAUUCUUGAACUUGCUUCCUAGGAUAAUGUUCAUGACCAGGCCAGCGGGCAACGAGGGUAGUACUCAGAAACCAAGACCCUUCUACAGCGCUGAACUGUCAAAUAUGAAUUGCUUCAGCCGCAUAGAAUCCAAAGGCUGUAAGGAAGGCUAUCCCUGCCAGGAUGGGAUGUGUGGUUUCUGCCAGCACCGCAGGAUAAAAAUCUCAAAUUUCAGUGCCAACCUCACGAGAAGUUCCAGCUCUGAGUCUGUUGACGCUGUGCUCUCCCUCUCUGCUUUGUCGCCAGAAAUCAGAGAAGCUAUUGAAAGUGUCAAAUAUAUUGCUGAAAAUAUGAAAGCACAAAAUGAAGCCAAAGAGGAACAAAAAGUCCAAGAGAUCCAACAACUGAAACCAGCAGGAAAGUCCACAGAAACAACCGAUCAAGAACCUGGGCUAUAAAUUUCCACUCUUCCACAACCUGUUACAAAAAAAUAAAUAAAAACACAUUAAA
Molecule: messenger RNA, 1434 nt
Organism: Orycteropus afer afer
Lineage: Eukaryota; Metazoa; Chordata; Mammalia; Tubulidentata; Orycteropodidae
Gene: CHRNA3
Product: cholinergic receptor nicotinic alpha 3 subunit
Biological process (GO): regulation of membrane potential; monoatomic ion transmembrane transport; signal transduction
Cellular component (GO): neuron projection; postsynaptic membrane; synapse
Molecular function (GO): acetylcholine-gated monoatomic cation-selective channel activity; transmembrane signaling receptor activity
Source: RefSeq, a predicted model, not a curated record